AUGGGCUUCUUUCCUCUUCUCGCCGGACUCAUUGCCGUCCCAGCCCUUGCAGGCGCAAGCGUUUUGCCUCGCGCAGCAGCUCAGUACCCGACAGUGAACACCACUCAUGGUUACAUACGGGGCACGGGGUCGGAAUAUCGCAAUGGCGUAACCGUCUACAAGGGCAUUCCCUUCGCUGCUCCUCCAACCGGCUCUCGUCGCUGGAAGGCUCCAUCUGCCCCUGAGCCAUGGACAGACGUCCUGGAGGCCACCGAAUUCGGACCUCAGUGUGCUCAGACUUACUCGUCCGCAGGCAUCUUCUCGACCGGCAAGAACACCACCAGCGAGGAUUGCCUGUACCUCAACGUUUGGCACCCAACAUACAACGACACAACGGACCUCGCGUCAAAGAAACUGCCCGUGUACGUCUGGAUCUACGGUGGCCGUUUCUCUGGUGGUUCCGCCGACGUCAAAACGUACGACGGAUCUGGUCUCGCGAGCAAGGACAUUGUCGUCGUGACGCUGAACUACCGCCUCGGUUCUUUUGGCUUCCUUGCACACCCAGACCUCUCUGCCGAGUCCGGCGCCCAUAACAGCUCGGGCAACUACGGCAUCUUGGACCAGCAGUUUGCGUUGAGAUGGGUGCAGGACAAUAUCGCCAACUUCGGUGGCAACCCCGACCAGGUCACCGUGGGAGGACAAUCUGCCGGCUCUGCGAGUGCGCUCGACAUGAUGUGGAGUCCCCUUUCAAAGGGCCUCAUCCACGGCGUCAUCGCCGAGAGCGGUGCCCGCGGCCCCCAUGACCCCAUUACCGGAAGCGCGGCAACAAGCUAUCGCACAAAGGACGCUGCCGAGGCGGCUGGUGUGGAGUUUCUGAAGACGAUGAACGUCUCGUCCAUCGAAGAACUCCGCAAUGUAUCCACCGAGGCGCUGAUCGAGCAGGGCAACGAGAACGACUCCACUUUCGUCGGUACCGCCUUCGAGAACGUCACAGCCGCCUUCAUGGAGCCUCCAGCAUGGCGGCCCGUCGUCGACGGCUACGUGCUGCCGCACGGCUACGGCGAGGCGCUGCAGCUGGGCGACCACGCCGACGUGCCCAUCCUCACCGGCAACAACAAGGACGAAUCCGGCGCCUCGCCCGACACCGCUGUGACCGCCGCCGACUACCUCACCGACUACGGCGCCAUGUUCCAGAACUUCUCGACCGACUUCUUCAAGCUCUACCCGGGCGCCAACGACAGCCAGGCCAGCGCCAGCAGCAACGCCCUGUUCCGCGACCUCAGCCGCGUCGGCACCUGGCGCUGGUCCGUCGAAUGGGCCGCCGGCGGCGCCAAGAGCAACGUCUACACUUACUACUUCACGCACGCGCCGCCGGAGAACCAGGAAGCGGGUGCAUACCACGGCGCGGAGCUCUGGUACGCUUUCAACAACAUCCCGUACGCCGCGUACGACAAUGCCACGUGGUCCGAGGAGGACUACGAGAUCGAGAGCAAGAUGGCUGGGUACUGGGCCAACUUUAUCAGGACAGGAAACCCGAAUGGUGGAAACCUCACGUACUGGGAACCCUCGACGGAGGAUAAGAAGCAGACUAUGUGGCUCGGUGACAAGUGGGGUGCGGGAUCCAUUUCUGAUGAAGACGAGCGGAUCAGUUUCAUCGAGAGCUGGUACUCUACCUUGCAUCAGUGGUGA
This is a messenger RNA of Lasiodiplodia theobromae, 1668 nucleotides long. RefSeq names its product Carboxylesterase. The record is from RefSeq and is a predicted model, not a curated record. NCBI's taxonomy places the organism in Eukaryota, Fungi, Ascomycota, Dothideomycetes, Botryosphaeriales, Botryosphaeriaceae. The transcript has a single exon. Bases 1 to 1668 code for a protein of 555 amino acids.